AUGCCGUCGCAGCAUAAAAAGAAAUACAUUCACGAAGGGUGGAUACAUAAAUGGACUAACUUUAUUGGCAGCUGGAGGCCCAGAUAUUUUAUGCUGGAACCGGAUUAUUUAAUGUAUUCGGUAGAAAAGGGUGGUAUCAUCAAGGAGUCGUUUUUACUAUCAAACUGUGAGAUUCGUCUGUGCCCAGAUGACCCAGUUCGAUUUGAUAUAGAAGUUAUUGGUACCGGUCUCUUAUGCCUUCGCACCGACACUAGUGCUGAGAAACAUAAAUGGUAUGCGUCGCUUAAGAAGGCAAAGAGCCUUUCGCAUCCAUCGUACCAAAAGCUCGUUUCUACAUCUAAUAUAUACUCAUUAAAGAGGCUCAUUGGAAGGUCACAAGCACCUGUUCCAAAAGAAGCUACCUCUGAACCACUCUCUCGUUCGGCAUCGAUUGGUGAUAAGAAACCAGAAUCGAAACAAAGUGAAACUGGACCUUUGAAAAUUGAGAGCGUUAAACAACGCCUUCUCUCAGAAAGUUCCAUCGUUGAAGGUAACUUUGAAGCCAAAGAUACUGACGAAUCUAUUGAUUUUUCGGAUUUAUUUAUAAAGACUAGCGUAGGACGCGAACCUAAAACACCUUUAUCUUGUAUUGUGGAUAAUACCACAUCAUUUGAUGAUAUUUCUAGUAAGGUUCUCGGUGAAUUGGAACUUAUCUCAUCCCGUGAAUCUGUUAAACACAUCAACACUUUCCGUGUUUUGAUCAAAGAAUAUUGUUCAUCAAUCAAACAGCUAUAUUUGGAGGAAAUGAGGAGUAGGGAUGAUCUUGAGCAGUCUAUGCUUCUAAUGUCUGAGCAGCAGACAGUAUCGGAUGAAAAAGAUGGCUCUGAUCCAGCAUUAGAACUUAGCAGUAGUAUUGAAAAUAAUUUUUCGUUAAAGGCUGAUGAAGCUGCUUCUGUACGUUCGGAUUCAUUUAAUCAGGCAUCUUCUACCGACGAGUUUUAUGAAUGCGAAGAUGUUCGCCCAUCUACAAAACGUUCGGAUACUACGUCUUCAUCGGAUUCAGUUUCUAGCCUACCAAAGGUUGAGGAGAAGCCUGUUGAAAAACCAAAGGAGGAACCAAAACCCCCAGUGACAGUUGUUCCAAUAAAGCGUCGUACAAAACUUCCACACCCUAGGACUGAGUUAAAGGUUAGUAUAUGGUCUAUUUUGAAGGAUCUUAUCGGUAAGGAUCUUUCUAGAAUUAGUAUGCCAAUUAUUCUAAAUGAACCAACAUCGAGUUUGCAACGUUCUUCGGAGGACUUCGAGUAUGUUUCUCUUCUGACUGAGGCAUAUGGGAAGGAUACACCGGUAGAAAGAUUGGCAUAUGUAACAAUUUUUAGUAUCACCCCUUACGCUUCUGCCGUGGGCCGUACAUACAAGCCUUUUAAUCCUUUACUUGGAGAAACUUUUGAGUUAUCACAUCGUGGAUUUAAGUUUAUUGCGGAGCAAGUUGCACAUCACCCACCAAUUUGUGCAUUUCAUUGUUCUAGUGAUGAAUUUGAGGCCUAUGGAACGACGAACGUAGUCAUUAAUUUUACUGGAAAAGCUAUUGAAGCUAAUAUCCUUGGCCCAUUCCUUGUUAAUUUGAAGUUAGAUAGUGGGCUUGAGAAAUACAAAUUACAGCGUUGUUAUCUGAUUAUACACAAUAUAAUUUUUGGAAAGAUGUGGAUAGAGAUCGUUGGAACUUCAAUUAUCAAAAAUGUCACAGAUGGAGCCUUUUCAGUUGUUCAAUAUUUGAAAAAGGGCUGGUUUGAUAAAGAAAUUCACAAGAUUCGGGGCUUGGUUUUCGACAAGUAUGGUUGCCCACACUUUUAUUUGUCUGGAAUAUGUAGCAAGUAUAUUUUUAUGGAAAAGGUUUAUCCCCAGGCUUCAAAGACGAGCAGGAAGAUAUUACACGAGGAUGGCACUCUUAACUUCAAUAAAUCGCUUUACAAGAAUGAGGAAGAUGCAUGGGAUGCCUUUGUUAAUGAAAUUGAUUGGAACAACAUAAAUGUAGUCCCUAAUUCUAAGCGCCAAGUUUGGAAGCCAAAUGUACGUCCACCAGGUAAUGAACAGUAUUAUGGAUUUGGAUACAUAACCAUGGAGCUCAAUGAGCUUUCGGAUGACUAUAACCCAGACAAGGGUGCAGUAAUGCCAAUUACUGAUUCUAGGUUUAGACCAGAUCAGAGAGCUUAUGAGAAUGGAAACAUUGAUUUUGCAUCCGCUGAGAAGCGCAGGCUGGAAGAAAAACAGAGGGCUGUAGCAAAGAGCAGAACAAAUAGCGAUAUAUCGUAUAAGCCAAUGUGGUUUGAUAAAGUCAUUGAUAAGACCACAAAUCAAGCCAAUUGGAUAUUCAAUAAUAAAUAUUGGGAGAAGAAACUUGAUGGAACAAUCAACGACGGCGUACCUGACAUUUUUGGUUCAUGUUAG
Molecule: messenger RNA, 2427 nt
Organism: Theileria equi strain WA
Lineage: Eukaryota; Apicomplexa; Aconoidasida; Piroplasmida; Theileriidae
Product: oxysterol-binding protein, putative
Exons: 2
Coding region: 1-2427 (808 amino acids)
Cellular component (GO): cytosol; intracellular membrane-bounded organelle; membrane
Molecular function (GO): sterol binding
Source: RefSeq, a predicted model, not a curated record